AGUUUCUAAAUUUUGACCCUAUACGUGUAGUGUCGUACUCAUAUCUCUCUAGCUCUCUCUCUUCUACGUUUAUGGCAGCGUUAGAGACUGUAGGGCAGUGACAAUUCCACCACUUGCGUGUGUAAGCGGAGAUAGAAUCUUAAAGGGAUCUUAAAAGUAUCUCCCUUUCUUCUUACCCAUCUCUCUCUCUAUUAAUGUUUGGGACUCUCGCUUCCGGAGAACUCGAAACCGCCAGAUUGAGGCGUGAUUUAGGGUUUUCAUGCGGUGGUAUAAGAAUGGAAGGCGAGCAGACGCAGAAACUCGUUGUGGGGUAUGCUCUGACUCCCAAGAAGAAAAAGAGUUUCUUGCAGCCCAAGCUUGAAGUCCUGGCUAGGAGAAAAGGCAUUUGCUUUGUCCCCAUUGAUUUGAACCGUCCACUCUCUGAACAAGGGCCAUUUGAUGUCGUUUUGCAUAAGUUGCUAGGAAAAGAGUGGCAAGAUGUUAUUGAGGAUUACCAGCAAAAACACCCGGAAGUGACUGUGCUUGAUCCUCCAGGUGCAAUACAACGUAUACAUAAUCGACAAUCGAUGCUUGAGGGUUUGGCAGAUUUGAACCUGUCUGAUUGCAGUGGCAGCAUUUUUGUUCCAAAGCAAAUGGUUGUCUUGAAAGAUUCAGCAUCUAGUGCUGAUAGAGCCGUAGAAGCUGGUCUUAAAUUUCCAUUAGUUGCAAAGCCACUCUGGAUCGACGGAACUGCAAAGUCACAUCAGUUGUUCUUAGCUUAUGACAGGCGCUCGCUUGCAGAACUUGAUCCACCUUUGGUCCUGCAAGAGUUUGUUAAUCAUGGUGGAGUUAUGUUCAAGGUUUUUGUGGUGGGUGAUACUAUAAAAGUUGUGAGACGAUUCUCUCUACCGAAUAUUAGUAAUUGUGAAAAAGGCAAAGUUGAUGGCGUCUUCCAGUUCCCAAGGGUUUCAUCUGCUGCUGCUUCAGCCGAUAACGCUGACUUGGACCCUAGUGUUGCUGAGCUACCUCCAAAGCCUUUCCUAGAGGCCCUUGCAAAAGAGCUACGAAUCUUAUUGAGACUUCGGCUUUUCAACAUAGACAUGAUCAGGGAACAUGGGAGCAAGAACGUGUUUUAUGUUAUUGACAUCAAUUAUUUUCCUGGUUAUGCAAAGAUGCCAGAUUAUGAGCAAGUUUUUGUAGAUUUCUUCCACGAUAUGGCGCAAGCCAAACAGAAGAAGAGACAUUGUAAAUGAAGAGCCUCUGAACUCAUGCAAGGAGCUGUGAGAAAAGUAUAAUGACUAAACUAAUGAUGGAUUUGUACAGAAUUAGCUCUCAUCCCUUUUGGAAGCUUUAUGAGAUGACAAGUUUUGAUUAGUGA
Messenger RNA from Brassica napus (rape), 1357 nucleotides. Its product is annotated as inositol-tetrakisphosphate 1-kinase 2-like. The transcript is spliced from 9 exons. Gene Ontology annotation, molecular function: inositol-1,3,4-trisphosphate 6-kinase activity; magnesium ion binding; ATP binding. Gene Ontology annotation, biological process: inositol trisphosphate metabolic process. The record is from RefSeq and is a predicted model, not a curated record. Gene Ontology annotation, cellular component: cytoplasm. Bases 195 to 1232 code for a protein of 345 amino acids. Lineage: Eukaryota; Viridiplantae; Streptophyta; Magnoliopsida; Brassicales; Brassicaceae.